This is a messenger RNA of Cydia pomonella (codling moth), 1377 nucleotides long. RefSeq lists its product as uncharacterized. Bases 78 to 1301 code for a protein of 407 amino acids. The transcript is spliced from 2 exons. Lineage: Eukaryota; Metazoa; Arthropoda; Insecta; Lepidoptera; Tortricidae. The record is from RefSeq and is a predicted model, not a curated record.
GCAACGCCUAUUCCGUCGACUCAAUAAGUCUAUCGCUUGUAUUUGAGCUCUUGAACUACAAUAAGGUGUUCAUCAAAAUGGAAGCACCAGAAAAAUGCUGUGAUACCCAAUUCAAAGUUCUAUCCACUGGUGACUAUAUUCUACCGCCCCCAUUGCAAGCUUCCAUUGACAAAAUCGUAGAAAAAGAAGGAUAUAUUACGCACAAAACCAUCAACAGGUCAAUCUCGACCAGCGGUGGUAACUUCUUGGCAGAACUGUUCGAAGUUGACAUUAAAGGAAAAACUGCGGAUGGCGAUAAAGAGACCAAUAUUUUUAUUAAAAAUAAAAUGGAUGACAUACAAGUGACAGUUCUAGAUGUUACAGAAUGUUAUACUUUGGAGAACUUCUUUUACGGACAACUCUCAAAACUGUAUAAUGAUAUACAAAAUAAAGCUAAUAUUCCAGUUGAAGAAAGAUACAAUAUGGUUAAAAGUUACGAUGCUACGAAUCCAAAUGCUAUAAUUCUGGAGAACCUUGCUAAAAAGGGCUUCACAACUGUUCAUCGAAUGGAAGUCGCUCCUCUUAAGUUUGCACAACUCUCUGUUCAGCAGCUGGCGAGGUUCCACGGGUUAUCCUGGGUCUUGGAAAAACAACAUCCUGAAUACUUUGCAAAGAAAAUUAGGUCAUUGAAAUCGACAUUUCAAUUUAACGAUGAUUAUCAAAAAUUCAUUGAUAAUAUGAGCACGUAUACGGACAAAUGUGUGGAUGAGGGCCAGAAAGUUAAACUGAACAAAUUCAAAUCCGGAAUUCUGGAGACCUUGCGAAAGAAUUACUUUGAUAAUGCCGGAAGCAGAUGCUGCUUAUGCCAUGGAGACUACAGGGCUAACAAUAUUCUUGUGAAAAAAGAUGGCGAUAAUAUAACUGAAGUCAUACCAGUGGACUAUCAGCUGCUGUAUUAUGGAUGCCCUGUCAUGGACUUCAUCUAUUUCAUCUUCCCUUGCACUGACCAAGAGUUUAGGAGCAUACAUCUUGAUAAUCUGAAAGAUCUGUAUUACGAAAGUUUGGAAAAGUUCCUUAAAUAUUUUAACAUGGACGUUGAGUCAGUGUACCCACGGUGUGAGUUUGAAACAGAGUACAAGAAAAGACUAGAAUUUGGUCUAAUAUUUAGUCUUAUGAUAACACCCAUACUGUUUACUAAUGAUGAUGACGUCCCUGACAUUACUAAAGAUGAUUUGGGAACACUUUCUGUUACUCCGGAUCCAAAAAUGGAUGAAAGGAUCAGGGGUCUUGUGGAUGAUUUUCAAAAGUGGGGUAUUUUGUGAGGAACUACUACCAGCCCCGAUGAAAAUUAUUUAGUUUAGUAUAAUAAAUUAUAUAUUAUAUACAACACAAUACAAA